Molecule: messenger RNA, 735 nt
Organism: Opisthocomus hoazin
Lineage: Eukaryota; Metazoa; Chordata; Aves; Opisthocomiformes; Opisthocomidae
Gene: TMEM174
Product: transmembrane protein 174
Source: RefSeq, a predicted model, not a curated record
AUGGAGCAGAACAACAACAGUGUAGAAGAUUUCUCCUUGAAUGUCUUUUCUGUCACUCCUUAUCAGCCAAACAGAUCCGAUGUCCUGGUGUCAGAUGGGGAUAAAGCUGGCACCACUUUGCUCUUCUCAGGUGUGUUUUUGGGACUGGUGGGGAUCACUUUCACUGUGAUGGGGUGGAUAAAGUAUGAUGGCGUUACUCACUUGGAGUGGACUCAGUUACUAGGGCCUAUUCUGCUGUCUGUCGGGGUGACUUUUAUUCUGAUUGCUGUUUGUAAAUUUAACAUGCUUACGUGCAAGCCCUGUAAAGAAAGAGAGGAAAAUACCUCAGACCUCGACCAGACUGCGAGUGGACAGUCCUUUGUCUUCACCGGCAUUAACCAGCCUAUAACUUUCCACGGUGCCACAGUGGUACAGUACAUCCCUCCGCCGUACCCAGCCCAGGAAGGUGUUGCUGUGAGUCCUGGCUACCUUCACCCAGUGCUCGGCUGCUGCGGUGCUGCUUCCUCCAGCGCCCCACCGAUUCCCACCCCAGGCUUGGCUCACUUCUGCCCUGUCUACCCCCUGGAUAACCCAGCUUUUACCGGAGACGAGAUCUACACUAUCUACCCUGCAGAGAAUACCAGGAAUCAGAGGUCAGAGGACAGUCCUGAUGAGCCAGAAGAACUGCUGGAAGACUACGCCUAUGAUGACUUGUCACCUCCACGUUAUGAGGAAAUAUACCCACUGUCUUCAUAA